UUUUCUCUUUAAUUUUGCACUCUCUAUAUAAUUAGAUUGUUGCAGCAGAUAAUUUAUUCUGAAUAUACCAUUCUUGAUUUUGUUUAAUUGGAUUGAGGGGUUCAAGUUUUCUAAUUCUAUACCCUUUUGUCGACCAUGAGAACCUCUCUGUAAACAGGACAAAAAAUUGUCAAAACCAUUGUCCGCUAUCUGUUGAGCAUUUUCUUGAUAUUCAAAAAGUGGAAAAAAAUCGAUUUUUUUCCACUUCAGAGAUUGUCAACUGAACUCUCUGUCCUGAAAAAGAAUAGACAGGCUCUUUUUACAUUUUUUGGAACAUGGACAGGAAAAAUGAGUAGAGUUGGUGUAAUGAGAGAAGAGGAGAAGGAAAAAUCAAUGGAAAUACAAAGAGAAGAAAUGGAAGAAGUGAGAGACUAUUCUGAAGAAGUGAAGAGAAUUCCUCCUUGGACAAAACAGAUAACAGUUCGUGGGAUUGUAGCAAGUGUUUUGAUUGGAAUUAUUUACAGUGUGAUAGUAACGAAGCUUAAUCUGACUACUGGACUUGUCCCAAAUCUUAAUGUAUCAGCUGCUCUUCUUGCCUAUGUAUUCAUACAGUCAUGGACCAAGAUUCUUAAAAAGGCCAAUUUUGUAUACACUCCUUUUACUAGACAGGAGAAUACUAUUAUUCAGACUUGUGCUGUUGCAUGUUACAGCAUUGCCGUGGGAGGUGGAUUUGGAUCAUAUCUUUUGGGAUUGAACAAGAAGACAUAUGAGCAAGCAGGAGUCGAUACAGAAGGGAAUACACCAGGAAGCCACAAGGAACCUAGUCUUGAUUGGAUGAUUGGUUUUCUCUUUGUUGUUAGCUUUGUUGGGCUAUUAGCUUUAGUUCCCCUUAGAAAGAUCAUGAUAAUUGACUAUAAAUUAGCUUAUCCAAGUGGGACUGCAACUGCUGUUCUUAUCAAUGGGUUUCAUACUCCCAAGGGAGAUAAAAUGGCCAAGAAACAGGUUAAAGGGUUCAUGAAAGUUUUCUCAAUGAGCUUCUUAUGGAGUUUCUUUCAGUGGUUUUAUUCUGGUGGAGAUCAAUGUGGAUUUGCCCAAUUUCCCACGUUCGGAUUGAAAGCUUGGAAACAAUCAUUUUACUUCGAUUUCAGCAUGACUUAUGUUGGAGCUGGAAUGAUCUGUUCCCACUUAGUGAACUUGUCUUUGCUUCUCGGAGCUGUUCUCUCUUGGGGGAUCAUGUGGCCUCUAAUUGGUGAACGCAAAGGAUCUUGGUUUCCUGCAACUUUACCGCAGAGCAGUAUGAAGAGUCUAAGUGGUUACAAGGUUUUUAUCUCCAUUGCUCUCAUCCUGGGAGAUGGCCUAUACAAUUUUGUCAGGACACUUUUUUUCACUGGUAGAAGCAUAUAUGUCUCCCUGAAAACAAGGAGGCCCGAAUCAUCAGCCGCAGCAGACAACAAGAAUCAGCCCCUUGAUGAGCUGCAGAGAAACGAAAUAUUCAUAAGAGAGAGCAUUCCCUUAUGGCUAGCUUGUAUUGGUUACAUGGUUUUCUCCCUUAUCUCCAUCAUUGUCAUUCCACUCAUGUUCCCGGCAUUGAAGUGGUAUUACGUGCUCGUUGCCUACAUUCUUGCACCAGCUUUGAGCUUCUGCAAUGCUUAUGGUGCUGGUCUAACGGACUUGAAUAUGGCAUACAAUUAUGGCAAGGUGGCUCUCUUCGUGCUUGCUGCAUUAUCUGGUAAAGAGAAUGGUGUUGUAGCCGGACUUAUUGGAUGUGGACUUAUUAAAUCCAUUGUUUCUAUAUCUUCUGACCUGAUGCAUGAUUUCAAGACGAGCCACCUCACCCUCACUUCCCCGCGUUCCAUGCUACUAAGCCAAGCUAUUGGGACUGCCAUUGGCUGUGUGGUAGCACCUCUUACAUUUUUCCUAUUCUACAAAGCUUUUCCUGUAGGAGAUCCCAAUGGAGAUUACAAAGCUCCUUAUGCUAUCGUCUAUAGGAACAUGGCAAUCUUAGGUGUUGAAGGUUUCUCUGCACUGCCCAACCAUUGCUUGCAGCUGUGUUAUGGUUUCUUUGCCUUUGCGAUAAUAGCCAACUUGGUGAGAGACAUAACCCCGGAAAGAUUCGGGAAAUGGGUUCCUCUCCCAAUGGCUAUGGCUGUGCCUUUCCUUAAUAACGCUUCCUUUGCAAUCGAUAUGUGUGUGGGCAGUUUGAUUGUAUACGUAUGGCAUAAGCUCAACAGCAAGAAGGCGAGUUUGAUGGUUCCUGCAGUCGCUUCAGGCUUGAUUUGUGGUGAUGGAUUAUGGAUUCUUCCAUCAGCACUACUUGCUUUAGUCAAAGUUAAACCACCAAUUUGUAUGGCUUUUACAGUAGGACAGACAUAGUGAAAUAUCCUGAUUCUUGAAACCAGUGAGUAGGUGUUUGCAGAAAGCAUUAGAAGUAUAGAAAUCAUCAAUGAGAUAGCUGAUAAACGUACUUUUAGGAUGUUCUUAGCAAAGAGUUUUGUCAAGUACGAGAAUACCUAAUCUUAUGUUAGCCAAAAAAAAAAGGCAGGAACUAAAACAUUCAACUUCUGUUGACGGCCUGAAAUGCUACUGAAAUGUCUUUCCAGUUGACAGUGAAAGCGCGGGAUUGACAAGCCUCAAGAGAGUGGAUGUCAAGAAAAGCAGAACUAGAGGGAAUAGGAUUAUCUAACCAAACAAAUGAAUGAAUGAAAUAAAGGACGGUGGCUUUUGUGAACCAGAAACUUCUUUUUAUUCUGAUAUAGAAAUGGAAAAGAUUACUUGCUAAGUUUGUGAGCAAGAAUAAUAUUGUUAAUGAUGAA
Messenger RNA from Nicotiana tabacum (common tobacco), 2792 nucleotides. Its product is annotated as metal-nicotianamine transporter YSL2-like. The record is from RefSeq and is a predicted model, not a curated record. Gene Ontology annotation, cellular component: plasma membrane. Lineage: Eukaryota; Viridiplantae; Streptophyta; Magnoliopsida; Solanales; Solanaceae. Gene Ontology annotation, biological process: response to iron ion; seed development. Gene Ontology annotation, molecular function: oligopeptide transmembrane transporter activity; iron-nicotianamine transmembrane transporter activity.